Aspergillus oryzae RIB40 is the source of this 2088-nucleotide messenger RNA. Its product is annotated as HET domain-containing protein. Lineage: Eukaryota; Fungi; Ascomycota; Eurotiomycetes; Eurotiales; Aspergillaceae. The record is from RefSeq and is a predicted model, not a curated record. The coding region runs from base 1 to 2088 and encodes 695 amino acids. The transcript has a single exon.
AUGUCUUCCUCGUCAGCUUCAGAGUGUCCGCUCUCUCCACUUCGAGAGAAUAGAAACUACGGUGGGCUUUACUACCGUCCUAUAUCGGCCUUUGUUGAGAAUGCGUCGAUAUGUGCCGAUUGCAGUAUACUGUUACAGGCCGUAGAAGUGAUUAAACCAGGCUGGGUGAGAGAAAACUACAAGCAUGGAUUAGUGAAUGUGGAGCGAGAAGGAGCAGACGACGACUUCGAUCUGGUCGUGCCUACGAUGACUCUGGGUAUUCGGCCACCGAAGGAACUGAGGGAUCCCUUCUCCAGAGAAUUGCAGCAUAGUUUCUCCUUCCAUCUUCUACGACUGUCGACUAGCCCUGUCUACAGAUCCUUUGAUUUUCGUGCCGUGCGCUUUGUGGGGCAAGCACUUUCUCAGUCUCUGGAGGUUAGCAAAGACUCAGGCUCCUCGGCUGCUUUUAAUCGCGCCAGACAAUGGCUCUCACAUUGCGUGCAGCAUGAUCAAGCUUGCCAGCCCCCGGACACAGAAUUUAUGCCUCGGCGCCUGGUGAACGUAGGCUCGUGGGAUGGAUCCCGGGAACCUUUCUUGUUUGAGCCCACGACACCGGUAAUUUAUGCCUGUCUCAGCUACUGCUGGGGAAUCGAUAUCGACCGGGUAAUGAAAACGACAACCGAUAACAUUCAUUCCCACUAUCAGAGACUCGAGCUAGCACAAUUGCCGGCGGCCAUCCAAGAUGCCAUCGCCGUUUGUCGUGCUCUCAAGAUCCCCAACCUCUGGGUUGACUCCCUGUGUAUCAUUCAGGAUGAUAAGGUUGCCUGGUUGCACGAUGCGUCGACCAUGCAUGACGUGUACCACAAUUCCCAUCUAACAAUUGCGGUCAUGGAGCCAAAUUCGUGUAAAUUGAGGUUCCUAGGGAAACAGCAGUUCGGCGACCAUAGCUGGCAGAGAUUAUUUUGCCCUACCCUACCAGAUUUGCCAGAAGAUACAUCUACAGAGCUGUUGAUGCGACCGGGUAAAUUCAAGCCCCGAUCCGAUACUGAGCGAUCCUCCCUGGAUAAGCGAGGCUGGUGUCUGCAAGAAUCACUUUUGCCCAACCGUCGGCUCUGUUACGACGGCAAGGAAAUGAUCUGGGAAUGUCUAUGUCGCCAGGUCUGCGAGUGUGGACAUGUGGUCGAGCCACAGAUUCCACGUAAUACCAGUAAAGAUUAUGGCAAGCUUGGAACGACACUCAAAACCCACCUCCCAGAGGCAGAGCCUCCAUUCGAUAGAAUGAACGGAUUCCGCUUCAGGCAUUGCUCGCCGUCCAUGAUGCCAUAUUUCGGAUGGAGGGACCUUGCAACCGACUAUUCCCAUCGCUCGCUCAGCAAAAGAUAUGACGCGCUGCGGGCCAUUUCGGCAUUGGCCAAAAUGGUUCAAAAACGGCUACCCGAGAAAGACGGAUUGUCUGACGAGUAUGUGGCUGGGUUAUGGAAGGGCGAGCUCCAUUUCGAUUUGUCAUGGGAAGUCAAGCCAGUCGAUGCCCAUGACGUGCCUCCAUCUACUGGCCUUGAAGACGAUAACGAGACCAGUUAUCGUAUCCCAAGCUGGUCAUGGGCCUCUGUGGGGAAACCAAUUACCUACUCUUUUACUGACGCUUUUCGAAUCUGGAAAUAUGAGCCCGAAGUCAUCGAUAGAUGUCAGAUAAAGGUGAUUGAUUGCAAAAGAGAGGUGCCAGAAGAUCCGACCAGUGCUGUUAUCGGGGGUUCCCUUGUUCUACAGGGUGCUUUUGCCCCCGUAAAGCUUGUGAAUGAGAACGAGAGAAAAGUUGCAUAUGUACAGUCUCCAGGCGCGCAGACCUUACCGAUCUCUCUAGACUCGCCGGCCCUGGUCGCCAAUGGAGACGAUCAAUAUUACUGCUUCAAAUUGUUCACACUUGUGGGUUAUAAUUACGAUCAAUUUGCGAUGGGCCCAGAGACAAGAUUUCUUGUUCUGAAGAGAUCCACAUAUAAGGAGGGUGCUUUUGAAAGGAUCGGCACUGGUGUUUGGGAUGAUAACUUUGGGGGGAAGAGGCCGUGUCCUUUGUUUGUAGAUGUCGAACCUGUUGCAGUUGAGAUGGUAUAG